AUGGAGGAAGGGUGUAUCAAUUGUGGUUCCAUAGAUUUUGUUCUUGAAUCUGGUUUUUACUAUUGUAGUGAAUGUGGAACAAAAACAGAUACGGUUCAUUACCAAGAUAUUAUCACCAAAAGUUCACUGUACACUUCAGCAGCAAAAGGACCAAGAGAUUAUGAAGUAACAUUUGGUGUUAAAGUAAAUGAAGGUAAAAAAGAAAAGCGAAAAAAAAAUCCUUUUUCACGUUCUCAUCCUAAAUUAACAAAUUUUAAUGAAGCUUUAAGCCUUGUUGGAUCUCGUUUAAGUACUGCUACAAAAGUUCUUAUGGCUAUUUGCGAAUUUCUUAAGCAUGAAUGUAAAAUUAAGGAAGAAGUAACAGACCUUUGCAUGGCUAUUUUUCAAAAAUAUUUAUCCUUAAAUAAAGUUGCUUUCUGUAAAGAGGAAUUAAAUAAUGAAAAUGAAGAAUUAUUUUCUGUUUCUAUUCAUUUAAAGCCUCCUGAACUAAGGUGUUUAAUAAAAAAGAAAAAACAAGAAGCUGAAGAAUUGGCUAAAAAGGAAAUAAAUGAUAGACUAUUGAAUUUAGGAUUAUUUGAUCCCUGUGAUGAACCAAAUAAAAAUGAAAAUAUUAAUACAAAUGUUGAAGUAGUGUUAAAACCAGAAGAAUAUUAUUCGAUAAAGCAAACUUUAGUUUCCAAAAAGGCAUUAGAUCGGGGUGGUGGAAUAAAUUUAGAACUUAGUACUAUAUUUUCAAUUGUUCAUAUCUCUUUGAUAUACUCUGGAAUUCAUUUUAUUCAGAUGGUGGAUUUAAUGCGUUGGUUCAGGGAAGGAAGAUAUGCUUUUUCUCGUGAUCAGUUAAAUGAUUGUCAAAUAGUUAAAUUUAACAAAAAUGUAUGUGCAUAUAGAACACAAAUUGAUACGUUUAAUGAUAGUUCUCACAAAUUAUUUUCUUCACCUAUAAGUAAAUCUUAUUAUAGUCAUAUGUAUUUAUGGCAAUUUUUGUCAUUACCAAGACUAAUAGUACCAUUAGAUGCCUUUGAUGAAUUGGUUUGUAGAUAUAUUUAUGAAUUAAAUUUACCCAAAGCCUUUAUUAGUCGGAUACAAAUGUAUAGAGAAAUAUUCAAUCCACUAAAACGUCAAAACUGUGACUUAUGGGAAAAAUAUUUUCCUAUUGUUGAUGAUUCUGACGAAGUUGUAAUGGAUUCCUCAGUUAUAGAGGAUAAUUUUGCCAUUAGAAACCAUAAUAGAGAAGUAAUUCCAAAGUCACAUGAAACUUACAAUUUAUAUGAAAAAAAAAUUGACGUUAGUUUUACAGAUUUUCCUAUUGAAACUAAAGCAAUGGCUUUGAUUUUAUUUGCAUUGAAACGUGAGUUUUCUUUUAUUAAAAGAUUUGAAUUUGAUAGAAAAGGAAAAGGAGAUAGUUUUUGUUUUUCUACCUGGUUAAAACAAUUAAAUAUGCGAUGUCAAUUAGCUGAUGGUAAAUCAGUUAAUUAUGUAAUUUCUGAAAGAAGUUUACAAACUUUUGAUUAUGAAUUUAAAUAUAUUUUUCGUGAAGAUGGCAAUUUUCUCAAUUUGGAUCUAUGUGAUGAUCGUGAAUCACAUUUCGAUCAUCAAAUUCCAUCAAAAAAUAGAAUACUUUUGAAUCAAAAUUCUCUCUCAGAUUGUUUACAAGGCAUGAUUGAUGUACCAAGGAACAGUGAAAAUGAAGAUGUUCUUUUUACUCCUGUAAAAUUUUAUGGUGAGGAAUGUAUUUAUGACAAUGAAUUACAAGAUGAUGAAACUCUGUUAUUAAUUAAAAAAGAUUUUUCAAAUUUUGAAUUAAAUGAUUUUGACGAAGUCAAAGAAAGAGGUUAUUAUUUAUUUCCUGCCGCCAAUGGUGUAACUUGUAUUAAACAAGAAAAGAAUAUUAAUGUUCGCACAAACAAAUGUAGAAUUUAUUUUAGUCUAAAAAAACUCUUACCCGUUUAUGAUGCUGUGAAAGAUGAAUUAUCUCCAUUAUUUAAUCAACUGUUAUUUUUGCUGUCAAAAAUUAUUGGUGAAUGGCCUCAUGUACUGUAUUUUACUUUUUUAGCUGUUGAAAAUGCUAUUGUUUUCCGAGAUGAAUAUGAGGAAUUUAAAAAAGACUUAGAAGCGGGAAAAAGAAUUAGUAUGGGAGUAAAUGAAAUGUACCGAUAUCGUUAUUUUCUUUCAUUGGAUAAAUCUGAAGGAAGUUUUUUUGAUUUUAAUAUGGAGAAAUAUAAUAUUCUUAAAGAAUAUCCUUUCGAAUACAGUUCGUAUGUAAAUCCUAAUUCAGAUGAAGCAACCAUUUAUAUUGAAGACAAGAUGCAUUUUUAUACUGAGGCUAAUUUGAAACUGGCGUUACAUUUAACCAAUUUGAUUUAUUUUUAA
Strongyloides ratti is the source of this 2370-nucleotide messenger RNA. RefSeq lists its product as hypothetical. The coding region runs from base 1 to 2370 and encodes 789 amino acids. Gene Ontology annotation, biological process: nucleolar large rRNA transcription by RNA polymerase I; RNA polymerase I preinitiation complex assembly. Gene Ontology annotation, molecular function: RNA polymerase I core promoter sequence-specific DNA binding. The record is from RefSeq and is a predicted model, not a curated record. The transcript is spliced from 4 exons. NCBI's taxonomy places the organism in Eukaryota, Metazoa, Nematoda, Chromadorea, Rhabditida, Strongyloididae. Gene Ontology annotation, cellular component: RNA polymerase I core factor complex; RNA polymerase transcription factor SL1 complex.